AUAUCGGGUACCUACUACAUUAACGUUUUUAACAGUCAUACUUGCAAACAAAACUAUCACAAAUUCUUAAGUAAAUCUUGAGUAGAAGUACUCUCUAUUAUUUAGCACUUAUUCUUAAAGACUAGAGAAUAAAUACCCACAACAAUUUGAAUUUUUCUAAAUGGCAACCAAUCCGUAUGUUAAAUCUCUAAUCUGGUUAGUUUGCGCAGGCGGUGGUGGCUACGGACUAUUGCGACUUACCGCGCCGUCAGAAGAGAAACUGGAGCGGAUAAGAGCGACCGGUGGCCCAGCACAUUUAACCGAAGAGGAACGUAAAAAGCUACUGUUUAUGCAACGUAUGCGUGACGCUGCUACCGGACAGGCACCACCAAUUUACUUGCAGAAAAAAGAAAAGUAAUCCACAAUCAUCAGUAAUUUGAAAGUGUUUCCCCCAAAGUAUUGAAAGCCGGUCUGAAAAAUUCGACAAAUAACAUGAACGCUGAUCUACAAAGCAGCAACACCACAUUGAGUGGCGGUGACCAUGCCGACAUCAAGAAGGAGACCAUAUUGGAACGCCUAAACAAGCG
This is a messenger RNA of Rhagoletis zephyria (snowberry fruit fly), 566 nucleotides long. RefSeq lists its product as uncharacterized. Gene Ontology annotation, biological process: mitochondrial respiratory chain complex III assembly. The record is from RefSeq and is a predicted model, not a curated record. NCBI's taxonomy places the organism in Eukaryota, Metazoa, Arthropoda, Insecta, Diptera, Tephritidae.